UUCAAAUCUACCACUCUCUUUCUCAUUUUUGUAUAACAAAACAAAACUUCACCAAAAAAUUUAAACUUCAUUUCCCUCUCUCAAAAACCCUAACAAAUCCUCACCACAAUCCUUCUCCGGCCAAAUCUCCUCCAUGACAGCCGUUCUCCCGCCGCCGGGAUCCGGCCGCGAACUCUCAAAUCCACCGAACGACGGAAUCUCAAAUCUCCGCUUCUCUAACCACAGCGAUCACCUCCUCGUUUCCUCCUGGGACAAGACUGUGAGAUUAUAUGAUGCAAGUUCAGAUACAUUAAAAGGAGAGUUUAUGCACGGCGCAGCUGUUCUUGAUUGCUGCUUCCAUGAUGAUUCUUCCGGUUUUAGUGCCUGCGGUGAUAAUACCGUGCGCCGGCUGCUUUUUAACUCUGGCAAGGAAGAUAUUUUGGGAAAGCAUGAAGAACCUGUUCGUUGUAUUGAGUACUCUUAUGCAGCUGGACAAGUCAUCACUGGUAGCUGGGAUAGAACAUUGAAGUGUUGGGAUCCUAGAGGAGCAAGUGGACAAGAUCGCACUCUUGUAGGCACAUAUAAACAACCUGAGCGAGUUUAUUCUUUAUCUCUUGUUGGAAAUCGUUUAGUAGUAGCUACUGCAGGAAGACAUGUAAAUAUAUAUGAUUUGCGGAAUAUGUCUCAACCUGAGCAACGGAGGGAAUCGUCAUUGAAAUAUCAAACUCGAUGCGUGCGCUGUUAUCCCAAUGGAACAGGAUAUGCUCUUAGUUCAGUCGAGGGAAGGGUUGCAAUGGAGUUCUUUGAUCUUUCAGAGGCUAGUCAAUUGAAAAAAUAUGCGUUUAAGUGUCAUCGAAAAUCAGAAGCUGGAACGGACAUUGUAUAUCCAGUAAAUGCUAUUGCAUUUCACCCUGUCUAUGGUACAUUUGGAACCGGAGGCUGUGAUGGCUUUGUUAACAUAUGGGAUGGGAAUAACAAAAAGAGGCUUUACCAGUACACUAAAUACCCAUCGAGUAUUGCUGCACUGUCCUUUAGCAGGGAUGGUCGUCUAUUGGCCGUGGCAUCAAGCUAUACUUUCGAAGAGGGAUUAAAACCCCACGAACCCGAUGCCAUUUUCGUACGCAAUGUAAACGAAAUUGAAGUGAAGCCAAAACCGAAAGUAUUGCCUCCAGCAUGAUCCAUCUCUGAAAUCGCCUCUAAAACGGUGUUUUGAAAUCUCAAUACGUAGUUAUGUCGAUAUGUGCUGAUACAUUGUGGAGCUUCAUUUCUCUUAUGAAGCUAGCUAAACUUGAUGUAAAGACUGCUUAAAUUUAGUUAGAAUUCUUUCUCCCCAUUUUUCUCUUUAGCUCUACGUUAUCAUAAUCAAUUAAAAGUUGAAAUAUGUUGGAUUGUGGAUAUAAUAUUCCAUGUUAAAAAAUGUAUAUAUGCAUCCAUGUUUUUCUUCUA
Messenger RNA from Mercurialis annua (annual mercury), 1425 nucleotides. RefSeq names its product mitotic checkpoint protein BUB3.2. The record is from RefSeq and is a predicted model, not a curated record. Gene Ontology annotation, biological process: mitotic spindle assembly checkpoint signaling. The transcript has 9 exons. Lineage: Eukaryota; Viridiplantae; Streptophyta; Magnoliopsida; Malpighiales; Euphorbiaceae. Gene Ontology annotation, cellular component: kinetochore; phragmoplast; bub1-bub3 complex. Bases 134 to 1156 code for a protein of 340 amino acids. Gene Ontology annotation, molecular function: ubiquitin binding.